ACAACAUGAGUGCUAAGCUGCAACGAUAGCUGUUCUGUGCCUAUCACCAAGAGCUACUAUGAACCAGAACGUAGUGACACUUUCAGAUUUAGAAAGUACAGUACUAGGUACAACUGCAGAGCUGGAUCCGCCUAAUUCCGGCAGCGAUUCCAUAUCGACGACCGUCAUUUUGCCUAGCAACGCUACGAGGCAAUUGUAUGCGCUAUAUCGAAAGGACUUCAUCAUAUCUAAGUGGAAAAGGCACUAUAUUGUUUCUACGUUCGAGCUAGGAUUGCUUACCUUGCUAAUAGUGACAGUUGUCCGCGAGCUUGGCGAAGCAGCUUGGGAAGGUCCCAAGAAAUAUCCUGUGCAACCUGCGUUGACAUCAAUCGACUUCGCAACACCGGCUCGUAAGCUACUGCAGAGUAACAUAUCUCAAAUUGCCUAUGCACCAAAAACAAGGUACACCGACACGGUGUUAUUGAAUGCUUUCAAGGACGCCAAGCCUCCACCAGUUUUUCAUGGCUUUGAUAAUGGGGAUAACUUCCGCAAAUAUAUGGAAAGCAGUAAUCGAACGAGUUUCCUUCUCAGCGUACUAUUCGACUACAAGACUGCAAUUGGUUUGUAUCCGCAAAACUUUAAUUAUAGUCUGCGCUUCAAUUCCGCCCAUUACGAGUUCUAUAUCAAGAAGAAAUUUGCGAAAUCUUCUGAAAAACCGAGGACGCAGUUCAUCACAGAAGAGGAAACACUGCUUCUCUGGCCCAGUAUGAACGCAUUGUUUAGAAGUCAUCUCGCUUUUCAUGGCCUAGAAGUCAAUGAAAGUGGCGUCGAAAGAACCGGAUUGAGCCCGAGCCCAAACAUCAAGUAUUUUCCCACUGCCAGGUAUUCUGUUAGUACGAGCACCCGUCUAGAAAAUAUUGGCUUUGUUACUUCGAUGGGAUGUAGUUUCUUCCUGCUUUUUUUCGUAUUGGGGGUAAUACGAGAGAAACGUUUCCGUGCAAAGGAACUUCUAUGCAUGAUGGGCGUUUCGGAGUUCGUGUACCGGACCAAUCUGUUUCUUGUUGGCUUUACGACUAAGGCAAUCCUAGUACUGAUAGCCUGGGUCUUGACCUGUUUUCCUAUCUUCGGUAAAGCGCUGUACUCCGCCUCUAAUAAAUUCGUCGUUCUCGCGUUCCUGAUGCUCUAUGCCGUGGCCAUCAUUCUACAGUCGUUACUUAUCACCGUGCCCUUCACUUCGCCUGCUAUGGGCGUCAUUGGCACACUGGUAAUAUCGUUCGUCUCGAUGGUGUUGAGCAGGGAACUUAGUGAUCCGGAACUCAGCACAUCUCGCUACAAGAAGCUUCACCUAUCGCUGCUUCCCGAGGUCGGACUUGAGCUAGGCUGUGAUAUAAUAGGAUCGUGGGAACGAGCCGGUAUUGGAGCACAAUGGACGAAUAUAGCGGAGCGCGCUGAGCCAGAGAACAUUUCGCUGCUUGACAUCAUUACUAUGAUGGUUAUAUCGUGUGCACUUUAUGCGUUUCUCGCCUUUUACCUUGACUCCGUCCUUCCGUGGCAGCAAGGCAUACCUAAACAUCCUCUGUUUCUAUGCCAGCGAACAUACUGGUGUCCUCCUCAAACAGAUGAAGAUGAAGAUGAUUUAUCAGGUAGCGUAAUCGAAGAUUCAGCCUUUCGUGCAAGAGUGUUCGAAAAAGAGCCAAGCAAUCUUGGCCGACCGGCCAUUGAAUUUCGUCGUAUUGUUCAUCAAUACCACUGUAAUGAUAAACCUGUUCUCGAUAACCUUUCGCUCAAACUGUACCGUGAUCAAAUAACAGUUAUUAUUGGUCAUAAUGGCUCUGGUAAAACGACGGCUCUGAGCAUCCUCGCCGGCUUGUUCCCGCCGAAAUCUGGCGAAGUUUUCAUCAAUAACUAUAACGUACGUACAAAUACGAAUCGAGCACGUCGGGGUGUCGGAUUAUGUCCACAGCAGAACGUAAUCUUCGAUGAGUUAACUGUAAAAGAAAAUUUGGAGUUUUUUUUAAUGAUCAAAGGUGCGAACGAAAUGGACGCUGAAACGGAAAUUAAUAAAAUUCUAUUUGAAGUUAAUUUGGAGGCUAAACAAGAUGUGCAAGCAAGCAAACUUACUACUGAAAUGAAACGAAAGCUUUGCAUGGCCCAUGCUAUGAUCGGCGGAAGCAACUGCCUGUAUUGGUUUCAGAUUCUCAUCCUUGAUGAACCUACCACUGGCUUAGAUCCUGAAGGAAGGCGGCAAAUUUGGACAAUACUCGAAAAGGCACGUAACGGUCGAACUAUACUAAUGACAACCCACCAUAUGGACGAAGCAGACGUUCUCGGCGACCGAGUCGCUUUCCUAUCAUAUGGUAAACUCAAGUGCGUCGGAUCACCAUUGUUCUUAAAGAAUUUGUACGAGACGGGGUAUAAACUGAGAUGUAUUAAGACCAACAUCGACGUUGAUGUUCAACCAACUCUGCAUAUUGUAAAGGGGCAUCUCGGCAGAAAACAGGUUCAACUAACGUCAGAUAUCGGACUAGAAUUCUGUAUCAAUCUCGGUACACCAGACGCCAUUGACCUGAUUCAACUGUUCCGGGAUCUUGAAGAAAGUAGACAGAGGCUUGGGAUCGGUAGUUUGGGCGUUUCAAUAACUACCAUGGAGGAUGUUUUUCUUAAAGUUGAUGAACUACAAGAUUCUGAGAAGCCGUCAAAUGAAUGCUCCCUGGAGCCGUUCCCUAAUUGUGUCUCAGAAACCGGAUGGACUCUAUACCGAAGCCAGUUUUGGGCUUUGUUUCUUAAGCGGGUUCAUCUUAUCAGACGUCAGUGGUCCAUGUUAAUCUUCUUGAUCGUGUUACCUUGUCUGCUCACGGGAUAUGUUGCCCUUCAGAUCGAAGCGGUUUUAGGUGAGCAGGCUGUUUCAGAGGCGCUUCUACUAAACUAUUCAUUUCCAUCGUUGGCCGACGGAAGAUCUUUGGAGGGCUUCAUACAAAAUAUGGCAAAAUCCCCGACGACUAACAAGGUGCCACUGAUAUACGCGAUGGAGCAACACGGUAUAAAAGUGAACCACCUUAACGUAGGAAUUGACAUCGAUAACUACCUACUCGAAAUAGCAAAGACCCAGCCACUGAGGUUCAAGGAAAGAUGGCAGAUGGGAGGUACGUCGAACCUUUCCGGAUUGAAAGAUGAUGUAUUGUGGUUCAAUGCGGAACCGUACCAUGUCGGCGCUACAGCGCUAGCUCGGUGGCAGACCGCCGUUCUAUAUGAACUUACGCAAAGCUCUAACAGCUUAAGUAAAAAUCUACCAGUUGGGGUGCAUGUCACGAACGAGCUGGUCGGCACUCCACCUCUGCACUUUUCUUCUGUUCGGAUCUUGUACAUUCGUACGAUGACGUUCCUACUCAUACAAUUAGCUACUAGUCUUUUGGUCAGCCCUGUGAUCUUCUUUCCUAUUGAGGAACGUGUAACUAAAUCAAGGCUGAUGCAAAAGAUGUCUGGCGUUCACGGAACGAUUUUCUAUGGGGCAUCGUUGUUUUUUGACUUUAUCGUCAUGUUGGUCUGUUCAUUCCUCGUAACGCUGGUUUUAGCUGUAUGCAAUCCCGCGGAGUCUCUCAGAAUUCAGACCGAUGCCAGCGCGGCUAUAUGGCUUCUCCUCAUUGAGUAUGGUUUCGCAAUGAUUAAAAUCGCGUAUAUGUUGGCCUAUUGGUUCAACUCACCCUGGACAGGUUUUACGGCGAUGGUGGCGGGCACUGCGCUUAUUGCUGGCGUCAUUGUUCCCAUCGUAACAUUCAUCAUAUUUCUCGGGAAUAUCGAGAAAAUCGGAGCUAUCCUCAAUUACGUUCCACAGUUCGCCGUUGUUUGGGGAUUUUCAAAUAUACAGCUCAACGUUCACUCGAAAAAGAUAUGUGAGAGCCUCUCCAAUAAAACACUGAUCACCUUCUGUGUUUCGCCACUGAGAAUUGAUGCCUGCUGCCAAUUAUGCUCUAAUCAAACUUCAUCGUCCGUAUACUGCUACGAACGAAAGAGCUCGUUUAGUGUCGUAGUUGACCAGAUGUACGCCCUUUUCAGCGUAAGCCUUAUAGCAUCGAUCGUGCUCAUUGUCCUUGAGACCUGCAUCCAACGGGGCUGUAACGCACCGAAAUGUCUCCAGAGGAUGCGACGAAGUGCAACAGGUAAAAUGCUGACUUCGCAUUUAACUAGCAUCGACCAUUUUUUAUUUUUAUGGAAAUUGGCAUUUAUUUUUACAGGAGAGACGAAAGUGCUAAGUGACGCUGAUGUUUUGGCUGAACAGCGAAAAGUCAGAGAUGCUGUCAGGGCUGGUAAGCAAGCUAAUUACGCUCUUUUAGCGCACGACUUAACAAAGGACUAUGGCUUAUGCUACUCGUUUCGAGCGGUUGACCAUGUUUCGUUUGCGGUUAAAAAAAAUGAAAACUUUGGCCUUCUCGGAGUUAAUGGCGCUGGAAAGACAACAAUAUUCGGCAUGCUUACGGGCGAUUUAACGAUGUCUGACGGGAAUGCUUAUAUUUCUCACUCGGAUCUACGGAGCUCGCGCACUGAAUACCAGAGCUAUGUAGGCUUCUGUCCACAAGUCGAUGACUUGCUUGGCGGCAUGUCAGGUCAAGAAAUGCUUGAGCUAUUUUGUGCCCUUCGAGGGGUGCGAUCUGAGCAGCGAGCCUCUCUCAUCGCGCUGAUAGUGACCCUUGCCGACCUCGAGCCGUACGCCGACAAGUUAAUCUCGACCUAUAGUGGCGGAAACAAACGGAAACUUGCUAUCGCUUUGGCGAUGAUUGGUAACCUUCCAGUAAUCUGCCUCGAUAAGCCAACAUCCGGCAUAGAUCCAGCUGCGCGUCGCAAGAUCUGGGCGAUGCUGGCCAAAGCACAGCGAGAACUAGGUACAUCUAUAAUUUUGAGCUCGCAUUCGAUGGACGAAUGCGAAACUCUCUGUGGGCGAAUGGCAAUUAUAGUCAACGGCACUUUCCGGUGUCUCGGUUCAUCACAGCAUAUUAGAGGGAAGUUUGCUCAAGGGUAUACACUUACAAUCAAAGUAAGGCCUUCUGACGAUGACGCUACUGUGGUUUCCGAUAUAUGCGCGCUUAUGGACCGUUUGUUCUCCAUGAAAAACCAACUCACCGAUGUUCAUCAGAACACAUUAACUUACUACAUCAAGGAUCCAAACCUUCGCUGGAGCGAGCUGUUUGAAGUCGUUAAAGAGCUGCAAGAACAAUUCAGUCUCGAGGAUUCUGUGGUAUCAGAUACAAGCCUCGAGCAAAUUUUUUUAGCGUUUGCAGCCACACAAGCGCCUGACGAAUCGAUCAGCACUUGAUGAUUAAGUGAAUAGAAACGUGCAGUUGCUGUGGUCAUUUUGCUCGCUUUUCUUAUUUCGGGCUCAAUUUUGACAAGUUAAUAAAGAAAUAGUUAGUAAAAAAAAAGGUUAAUAAAGAAAUAAAAGAAAAAAAAUAUUAAUACUUACUGUAUUUCCGUUACUUCUACCCAGAAAAAAUCCAAGAAUUAAAGGUUUAGUGAGUGUUAGAUAAACGCCCUAGCAGUGAAAACUGAUUGGCGGUGGAUAAUACAUAUCUACCUUUUUACUCUUACUGGCAGGAUUGUUGACUGUAACAACAAUAUAUUCAACGCUACCAAAUCUAUGGUUUCUAAGACUAUGGUUUCUAUUAUGGUUUCCAAAUUUUUUUCUUUGGAUACAUUAUUCGACUGUUUAGAAACCUUGUCCAGUGUUUACUCAAGUCUUAACGCAUUGAAACAAAGCUCAUUCAUUCUUAGUAUCUGGUUUUUUUACAGCAUUAUUAGGGAUUACUUUUUUUUAUAAAUGCUUUGAAAACGGCCUUUCCAUUUUCUUUCCCGUAUCUUCUUCUAUAAGUCUUUUCGUACCGGCUUUGCUGAAAUUGAGCGAUAUAGUGGUAUUAUUUUAUAUGAUUAUAUAUAUAUUAGUAUUUUUGUAAUUGUAACGGCAAUAGCUGGUACCAUUUGUUUUAAUUGCUCAUUCUAUUAUCUCCUCGAUCCGUGCAAUUCUCAG
Messenger RNA from Varroa destructor (honeybee mite), 5995 nucleotides. RefSeq names its product phospholipid-transporting ATPase ABCA3-like. Gene Ontology annotation, cellular component: intracellular membrane-bounded organelle; membrane. Gene Ontology annotation, biological process: lipid transport; transmembrane transport. The record is from RefSeq and is a predicted model, not a curated record. NCBI's taxonomy places the organism in Eukaryota, Metazoa, Arthropoda, Arachnida, Mesostigmata, Varroidae. Gene Ontology annotation, molecular function: ATP hydrolysis activity; ATP binding; ABC-type transporter activity.